GAAAAGGAUUGAAAAAAAAAGUGGGCACGAGUGACGAAUGACGACGCGUUGCCUUUUCUAUUUGCCUAUAUCGCGAGACUGGAUGUGUUUUAUUUGACACAUCUUGAAAACUAGAGAAAUGAAAGACUGAUCUGAUUGGUUGGUAUUAAAAAAUCAGCCAAUCUCCAGCCUUGUCGAAACUAUUCCCUUCCGAAAGUUUGAAAUUAAAACGCGUCGACUAUUUACUUACGCUUACCGACUGACCGUCGAACUCAACCUCCAUAUGUACGAACUUUGGCGUGACACACCUUCCGCAAUACGUAGUCUAUGUAUGUGUGUUCGCAUAGGUAGAUAUGGUGCCCCUCUACGUGGAACCGCAACUCGUGGUUCCUUCUGAUUUCUGUGAUAUACGGUUAGAAGCACGAGUUAUACUUACGCGAACGUGUGCAAUCAUUGGUUUGUGAACAGAAAGAAAGCACACAACACGGCUGCGUGUCGCCUGACUGAUAAAGUCUUCACCCGUCCAAUCGUUUUAGAAAACAAUCGAGACCGGUUUUAUGAAACAAAAAAGCACAAGUCAAAACGGAGCUUAAUACAACUUCACAACAUCUAUCAUGCUUCACUUAACAUGCGGAAAAAAGCGGAAGGAGCUCGAGGAACCACCAAGAAGCAAAAGAAAAUCGUCAAGUCGAGUCUGAGUGAAACUGAGGUCGACGUUCGGUCUGAUAAAAAGAAUAAGGAAAAGGAAAAAGUCGGUAAGGGAAAUCCCUGCAGCAAAGCAUCGAAGAGAAAGACAGUCAUGGAGUGUCCUAUCACCAGAGGGGAAACCCGUCUCCCAAAAUUAACCCCCAUCGUCGACGACUACGAGAUAAGCAAUCACGUUCUGGGACUUGGGAUAAAUGGAAAAGUCGUUCAAUGUUACGACAAAAAGACUCGAGCUAAAUACGCGCUCAAGGUAUUGCACGACUGUACGAAAGCUAGGAGAGAAGUGGAAUUGCACUGGAGGGCCUCCCACUGUCGUCAUAUAGUACAAGUGAAGGAUGUGUACGAGAAUACGUACAGCGGUAACAAGUGUUUACUCGUCGUGAUGGAAUGCAUGGAAGGAGGCGAGUUGUUUCAGAGGAUACAGGACCGACAGGACGGAGCUUUUACGGAAAGAGAGGCGGCACAAAUAAUGUACGAGAUAUGCAUAGCUGUGAAACAUCUGCACGACAUGAACAUCGCUCAUAGAGACCUAAAGCCGGAAAAUCUACUUUACUCGAAGCCUGACAUCACAGGAAUUCUCAAGCUCACAGACUUUGGUUUUGCAAAGGAGACACAUUUGAAAGACACUCUGCAAACUCCGUGUUACACUCCUUACUAUGUCGCUCCAGAAGUUUUGGGACCAGACAAGUACGACAAGAGCUGCGAUAUUUGGUCACUCGGUGUGAUCAUGUACAUACUGCUCUGUGGUUUUCCGCCUUUUUACAGUAACCACGGCUUGGCUAUUUCCCCUGGAAUGAAGAGAAGGAUCAGGCUUGGUCAGUACGAUUUCCCGGCACCAGAGUGGUCGAAUGUUAGUCAGGAUGCGCGUGAUCUGAUCAAGGAAAUGCUGUGCACAGAUCCUGCUCAAAGGCUACACAUCGAUCAAGUUAUGCGGAACAAGUGGAUUUCGAAGCACACGGAAGUGCCAGCCACUCCGCUUCACACUGGGCGAGUGCUUCGCGAAGGAGAGGAACUCUGGCCUGAAGUGCAAGAGGAAAUGACCAGAUCCCUUGCUACGAUGCGAGUCGACUACGACACCGCAGGGUUGAAGCAGUUGGACAACACGAAUAAUGCUUUGCUGGACAAACGCAGGCGUGCCCGGCAGGCUAACACCGUAACGCCACCGUCGAACCCUACGCCAGCUUCCUAGAACAACGCCUUAAUUCGCGCCGGGAUAAGAGACGACAGUAAUCGCAAACGUAUUAUUACGUUUCUUCCUAGGUUCGUUGGUUACAGUCUUUUAACGGUUAGGAUUAUGUUCUAACAAUUUCAUACUUUAGUAUAGAAAAGAAAGCAAAACAACUGAGGAAAGGAAGAUAAUAAUUAUUAUAAUAUUAUAAUACGAAGCUAUAUUACAACAAGAGCCGACGAACAAAUUAUUAUUUCAAACUUAUAACGGCGUGCUCUUCAAUUAGUUGUGCACACCGUGGAUAAAAGAGACUAAGUGAGAGUUAAUACACAAUCGAAUUUGAGAACGAAAUUUUUAUACAUGCAUAUACAUAUUUUUACAUAUUUAACUGCGUGUUUACGUCUAUUGAGACGAUAACGAGAUACGGGCUAACCAUGGGCGAAUGCUAAAUAUUUCCUUCCACUCUCUUUGAUCGUGACUGGAAGAUGGAAGAGACGUAUCGAUUUCUGCGUUUUGACUGGUCGCGAGGGAUAUCCUUGAGGAAUUAUAUUGUAAGCAAAAUUUCCAACAUUCUAAGACUAGUCCAGACCUCGAAAUCUACUUUUUUCCGCUGUCCGAUCGUCGAGAGAACAUUAUCGGGUAAUUGGAACGGGAAACUGGAAGUCACAUGACCUGGAAUCUGGUGUAAAGCAAUUUUUAUUAAACUUAAGAAAAAUCUCUGAUAUCAUUUCAAAUAACUCUCGAGAAGAUUCGAAAAUCCCGUCCCGUAGAUUCAGAGUUUUUUGGAAAGUUUUGAUAAGCUAGAAAAAAGGAAUUGUCAUGAGAAUUUAGAACUUUGAUAUACGUGCAACCGAAAGAGAACUUCCGUUUUGAAGUCUUGAUCGUAGGAAUUAUUUUCUAGGUGUGAGUAAUUGUUAGAGUAACAGAUGAAUGAAAAUAUAUUAGUUAAACCGAACAUUAAGGUGUUUCCGACAUUCUUCUGUCUUUGACAGAGCGAGUAGUAUUCGGAAUUUUGACGCAUCAGGCUAACUACAAACGAAACUAAUCAUUGAUUUUGUGUAAAUGAUCGCAUUGUUUUCACGUAUUCUAACUUUCUUUUUUGAGAAAUGUACAACUUUUGGGGUUUUCCCUCAAUUACAUACAUUUCAAUCUUAUUCAACGUUUAAGAUAAAAUAAAAAAUGACGGAUUUCAAGAGCUCCGUGGUUUUUACAUCACUAGUGAAUUCGAGGCUCUUCUCAAAAGAAGGGAAAUAUCUUUGAGGUACCGAAAUUUCUCAAGAAAAUUUUUAAGAGGCCACUGAUAUUCCCUAUAAGUACGAAAUGUCGAGUCGAACGUAUAACAAUUAGCAUAAUGUACUACUUGAGUAUUAAUUCAGAACGUCAAUGAGAACAACCAUUUGCAGUAGAAAACCGCUUUACACUCGAAUAUUGUAUUUUACGUAUUCAUUCAUACAUUGAAGAUUCUUAUCCCACAGAAUAGGGAAUCAGACAGAUAUAAACAUACACGUAUAUACUGAGAGAUAGUUUUUCUGUAAUAACAAAUAACGAGAGCCUAAUAGGUGAUAUUUUCAAUUGAAAAGUAUUGUAAAGCGAGGAAUAUAUCAUUCGGUACAAACUUUUGCUAAUGAUGGAGGUAGAGAUAAGGAUAAGCAAAGAACAAACUAAAGGAAGCAAAGAAAAACGGUGCUGAUAUUAAAAAAAUAAAUUAUACUUGAAGAUACAAUGUGAAAUCGUUACGAAUGCGAGUUACAGAAGUGCCUAAACUGAAUUUUUUCAGUCUGAGAGUGCAAGGUACAAAGGAAAAAACAAAAAAAUUGGAACUGCUUUUCAAUGCUUAUAAAUAACGGUGACAGUUUCAUUUCAAUUUCAUAAAGUAAAAUCGUGUUCAUUAAUAAAAAAAUAAAAACCUUGCGAGAAAAAAAUCCGGAAGACGAUUCUGUAGGAUACCUCAACCUAUAUAUCUAUCUAAAAAGCCUACGCUGUGCUGAGUGAAUCCGUUUAGAAGUUAAAGAGCUACCGAUCAAUCGAAUCGCAUAAAGGCAGUGCUUAGAAUAUACUAUCUAGGUAUAUUAUAUGUAUAUUUUUUAACCGUUCUUAUGACUGAGGCUAACUACGACUAAGCUGUCUAGCGCAUUUAAUUAUAUACAUACAUUAUUAUAGUCGGAUAUGCUCACACGUCAAUUUAGGUAAUAACCGUAAUGAUAAUAAUUAUAAAUUGUUUGUUGAAAAUAUAGGCAUAUAUCUCUAUUUGUCGUCAAAUACGAUCGUUCAUAUAUAAUAUUAUAUCCUGUUACUGGUUGCGUGGUUGAAAAUAGAACAGUAGUAUAAAAUCUAUAUAAGGAAAUAGGAUAAGUGAUAAAGAAAUUAAUAAUAACAAUAGUACACAAUGAUUAAUAUUUUGCUGAAGUUACAAUAUCGAUAGUAUGCUAGACUAUUGUUUUUUUAUUUCUCUCGAUAAUCCAAUUCACCAAACAAUAAUAUUUUUAGACUUGCAUGCAUAAAAUACAUGAAGUUUUCAUAAACUGAAAAUAACGGGUCACAAAUUGAAGAUUUUUCAUUUUUUCGUUGUAGUUUGCCGUUUUUUACGGCCUCGCGUUCCUACACGGCAUUCCGCUUGUUGCAUUUGGUAGAACGAAGAAAAAAUCCAGAAACUCAUAGCCAAAUACAUGGCUUUCCAUCUCUAUUUCAACUUUGGCCAAACUACUUAAUUUAAUAACUUAGGUGACUAUAUUAUUCUAUUUUAAGUUGUUAAGAAUAUAAAUAAAUACUAGUAGAAUUUAACAUCAUCCCUUUCAAUAAUAUUAUUUUUAUUUUAUUAUUCCUCAUUUCUCCUUUGCUUCAUUCUCUUUUUCUGCUUGACCUCGUUUAUUAUUAUUUUUAUCAAUGCGAACUUUGAAGAAUGCGCUGCAUGGCGGAAGUUUUGAAUAAUACUUUGCGAACACUUAAUACUUGUACAUCGACCUACUUGUACCCCUCGAAAUGAAACUCGUACGGACUAAUUGUAAUGAUUUGUCGUACUCUGUGCGAGUGUUAUUUUUUGGGGAUCUAGACUUGGGUUAGAGUAUGAGAAAGAGCUAUACCUCGAAUCUGUAAUUAAUAUAUAUCUGCAAAUAUUUUAAAACAACUUCGAGAUACACAUAAUAAUAUGAUUAGUAAGAAUUUGAUAUGAAUAAUAGUCUGAUGUAAACUUAUUUGUUAUCGAUUACUAUAAUAAUGUAUUAAUCUUUGUGAUCAUCACUUGUCUAAUAUUAUAGAAAUAUAUAGGUAUACAUUAAUCAUUACGUAUCAUUAUGUAGAAUGGAAAGAUAUCACGACAGACGACGUAAUCAAUGUCAUUGCAAACAAUUAAUUUUCAUGCAACUGAAUUCUGAAUACAACACAAAAAUUUUUCCUCGCAUUAUUAAUCGCGCCAAAAUGUUGACACUUAAAAAAAGGUACGUCUGUAGUAACCUUAUCCGUCGUCAUAGCUAGGCUGUUGGAUUAUUACUUAUACAAAUUACAAUAUUAUACUUAUACUUUAAUCAAGAAUAAUAAAAAUGCAUUUAGUAUGUGAUA
Messenger RNA from Neodiprion fabricii, 5407 nucleotides. It is a transcript of the gene MAPk-Ak2, whose product is annotated as MAP kinase-activated protein kinase 2. Gene Ontology annotation, biological process: peptidyl-serine phosphorylation; protein autophosphorylation; intracellular signal transduction. Bases 608 to 1873 code for a protein of 421 amino acids. The transcript has 9 exons. Gene Ontology annotation, cellular component: cytoplasm; nucleus. Gene Ontology annotation, molecular function: mitogen-activated protein kinase binding; calcium/calmodulin-dependent protein kinase activity; calmodulin binding. The record is from RefSeq and is a predicted model, not a curated record. NCBI's taxonomy places the organism in Eukaryota, Metazoa, Arthropoda, Insecta, Hymenoptera, Diprionidae.